GUUUAUCCGUUAAAACUAACACUGGUUAUCCCCUCUCCGACCAUUCUCUUUUUCUCUUUCACAUUUUCCUCCCAAAAAAUUCCAUUCCAUUCUAUUGAAUAUCUUCCAAUCAAUAUCUCUCUUUCUUCCAUCACAAUAAAAAGUUUCUCUCUGUUAAGAAUUCAUGUCGGACCAGGGUAGACCAUUGCCGAAAUUCGGUGAAUGGGAUGUCAACGAUCCUGCAUCAGCCGAUGGAUUUACGGUGAUCUUUAACAAGGCAAGGGAUGAGAAGAAAACAGGUGGCAAACCCGAGUCACUGGAAAAAGCUGACACUCAUGGUAAGCCUGGAGCCGACCCCAACAAACCCCAAUCCAAAAAAUGGCUUUGCUGCGUUCAAGCCCCGCAGGCGGAAUCUUGAAGAACUCAUGCCGAUAUAAGAGCUUCCACUGCAUGAUGAAGCCCCCACCUUAUAUCCUAAACAAGAUAGGGAUGAAUGGGGGGCAUUUGAUAAAGCUCUUUUGGGAUUGGAUUUGAUUUUUGGUUGUAAAAAUUUAUGUUGUGGUGAGAUAAAAGGGAGCAAAGAAGAAAUGCACUUACUGUAUUUAUAUUUGUAUGUAAUGAUUUGGUAGGCUGUUAUGAAAAGUUUGGGUUAUCAUUUUUCUUCUUUGUGAUUGCCUUAUAGCUUGUAUUAUAAAAGCUGUGUAGAGAGGUGGUGUGCUAUACAAGUAAUUGGUGUGUUUUACAAAA
Molecule: messenger RNA, 726 nt
Organism: Gossypium raimondii (Peruvian cotton)
Lineage: Eukaryota; Viridiplantae; Streptophyta; Magnoliopsida; Malvales; Malvaceae
Product: protein NOI4
Exons: 3
Coding region: 164-397 (77 amino acids)
Source: RefSeq, a predicted model, not a curated record